Molecule: messenger RNA, 4049 nt
Organism: Gallus gallus (chicken)
Lineage: Eukaryota; Metazoa; Chordata; Aves; Galliformes; Phasianidae
Gene: FKBP5
Product: FK506 binding protein 5
Exons: 11
Coding region: 1925-3274 (449 amino acids)
Molecular function (GO): protein binding; peptidyl-prolyl cis-trans isomerase activity
Source: RefSeq, a predicted model, not a curated record
ACUCCGAGCCGAGCGGUGGCGGAGCGCGGGCGGCUGCGGUGGGCAGGUGGGGCCGGGAUGGCGCGAGGUGGGGUGGGAUGGGAUGGGAUGGGAUGGGAUUGGAUUGGAUUGGAUUGGAUUGGGGGUGGGUGUUGGGACGAGCAUCACGCGUGGGCUCGAGUGGUCCCCGACUCGUGCUGGCUGCGGAGUGCCCCAAGGAGGAGAGGGUGGAACCGAGCGUCACGCCCACGGAGGCGGAGGGGACACGGAGGGGGCGAGGGAGGGCCGCUGGGGGGGCACACAUCCGUAGCGCUGUGCCUUGAGUUCGCUCUGCUCGUGGAAUUGUGCUCGUUCCCACGGAGCAGUGCAGUGCAUCCCUCACGGCAGAACCAGAGUCGAGACUAGGAUUGGGGUUGAGAUUAGGACUGAGAUUAGGAUCGGCAUUGGGAUUGGGCUCGGGACUGGGACCGGGAUUAGGAUUGGAAUUGGGACUGGGAUUAGGAUUGGGAUUAGGAUCAGUAUUAGGAUUGGGAUUGGGACCAGGAUUACAAUUGGGAUGGGGACCAGGGCCCAUGAGUACUGCAGUGUCUGAAGAGGGGAUUUAUGUCAGAAAAUGAGGCUGCUGUGCUCAGAUAUAAUGAGUUUCCUAAUGGCAUUGACCAAAAAUACCCCUGAGUGCAGGCAGCAAUGUGCGGUUUCGUUCAGGGUGGGUGCAGCAGCAUGACCAAAGUAAAUGGAGCAUCUUGUUCAGAUCCCACUGUUUCCUCUGUCUGUAGCAAUGUGGGUCUCCCAAAUCAUCUGGAUUUUGUGAGUGUUGGUUUUUUUUUGCACCCAACCCACAGCUGGCAGGAUGUGCUUCUGUCACACCAGGUGUCCCCUGGCUGUCCUGAAUUGUGGAAGUUACAGCCUGUAAGGGGUAACCCAGAGUUGAACCAAGUCAGUGUCCCCAUGGUGCUGUGGCAGGGGAUGCCCCGUGAGUCCUGAACCCCAUCGUGUGACAUUACACUGCCUUGGUGAGCCAGGAUGGGGGAGAAGCAGGGAGAAAAUAUAGGGUGGGAGGAGGAAAUUUGGGGCGGGAGGAGGAAUAUGGAUUUCUGCGGAGGUGCUGGAGAAGUGAUCGCUGGUGGAACCCUGGGAGGGAAAAGUGCACAUGGUGGUGAGACAGUAGGGAGUGGCCCUGGAUGUGGCCAUGGUGUGACCCUGGAGGUGGUGCUGGAAGAGGCCUCAGUGAUGGCUGUGGUUUGGCUCCAGAGGUGGCCGUGGUGUGGCCAUAAUAUGGCCCUCGAGUGUGGCCCUGGCGUGACUCUGGAGGUGGCCACACGUGGGACCCGGUGCCAGGGAACCCGCAGGACAUGGAAUGCAUGUUUCCUUGAGGUCCCCUCCCCUUGGGAUGAGGAGGGACCUGGGACAGUUCCCUCUGAGCAGGAGGAGAGCAGCGCCGGAGAUUUCUAGAAAGCAGACCCCAAACCCCCCCCUGUUCAGAACAUCCCUGUGCUGCUAUGCAAUUAGGUGGGUUUUAAUUGCAGCCAUGCACAAGGAGAAAGCUCACCAGGAAGCUUUGAGUUGUUCCACCUGGAUACCUGGUCCUGCCCAUGUUUGUUAGUGCCUGGAGGGUAAUUAGCUGUUGGAUGAGCCCAGGGAGAAGCGGGCUCAAGUUUGGCCAAUGCUUCCACCCCAUUGUUCAGUGCUGAUGAAGGCUUUGCUGAGCUCUGAGCUGUGCCACUGUUUUCCAGCUCAUUUCCUUCUAUGCUAAUUUCCGCAGGGGUCUAUACGCUGCAAGGAGGUGGGGAGAUGCAUUCCAAAAGCAUCCCUGGGCACUUGCACAGCACCUCAUGUCAAUCUUUAGCCCCCGGCACAGGGAAAACACUGAGAAACACUGCCCAGAUAGGAGCAGACCUGCUUAGGAGCUGCAGAAAUUGGGCUGUGCUGCUCCUGCCCAGGCACGAUGACGACUGAUGAGGCCACCAAGCCUGAGGGUGAGGUGCAGGCGGCUGCGCUGGCGGAGCGCGGGGAGGACAUCACACCUACCCGUGACCGCGGCGUGCUGAAGAUCAUCAAGAGACCCGGGAACGAGGAUGAGUCCCCUAUGAUUGGCGACAAGGUGUAUGUGCACUACAAGGGCAAGCUGGCCAAUGGCAAGAAGUUUGACUCCAGCCGUGACCGCAAUGAGCCCUUCAUCUUCAGCCUGGGCAAGGGCCAGGUGAUCAAGGCAUGGGACAUCGGGGUUGCUACCAUGAAGAAGGGUGAGGUCUGCUACUUGCUGUGCAAACCGGAGUACGCCUACGGGGCUGCUGGCAGUGCCCCUAAAAUCCCCUCCAAUGCCACCCUCUUUUUCGAGAUCGAGCUGCUUGAUUUCAAAGGCGAGGACCUGUUUGAGGAUGGAGGGAUCAUCCGGAGGAUCAAGAGGAAAGGAGAAGGCUAUUCCAACCCCAACGAAGGUGCUACAGUGGAAAUUCACCUGGAGGGGUUCUGUGGUGGAACUCGCUUUGACUGCAAGGAUGUGAAGUUUGUGGUGGGCGAAGGGGAGGACCAUGACAUCCCUAUUGGCAUCGACAAAGCACUGGAGAAGAUGCAGAGGGGAGAGCACUGCAUCCUCUACCUGGGGCCACGAUACGGCUUCGGCGAGGCAGGGAAACCCAAGUAUGGCAUUCAGGCGAACGCUGAGCUGGUGUACGAGGUCACACUGAAAAGCUUUGAGAAGGCCAAAGAGUCAUGGGAGAUGGACACCAAAGAGAAGCUGGAGCAGGCUGCCAUCGUUAAGGAGAAGGGGACAAUGUACUUCAAGGAAGGCAAAUACCUGCAGGCAGUGAUUCAGUAUGGGAAGAUUGUGUCCUGGCUGGAGAUGGAGUAUGGCUUGUCGGAGAAGGAGUCAAAAGCCUCUGAUUCUUUCCUGCUGGCUGCCUUCCUCAACCUGGCCAUGUGCUACCUGAAGCUGCGCGAGUACACCAAAGCUGUUGAGUGCUGUGAUAAGGCGCUGGGGCUGGACCAGGACAACGAGAAGGGCUUGUACCGGCGGGGCGAGGCCCGGCUGCUGAUGAAUGAGUUCGAGCUGGCAAAAUGUGACUUUCAGAAAGUGCUGGAGGUGAACCCACAGAACAAAGCAGCCAGGUCGCAGAUCUCCAUCUGCCAGAAGAAGACAAAGGAGCACAACGAGCGGGACAGGAGGAUCUACGCCAACAUGUUUGCCAAGUUUGCUGAGAGGGAUGCGAAGGAAGCAGCCAGCAAGACCAGGGUAGAAAAAGAGUCAGCAACAGCAGCAUGUGAUGAAGGCAAAGAGACAGAGGGGCACGUAUGAUGGAGGGAGUGGCAGAAGGACAAGCCUCCUGCCCUCAGCCUGUACCAAGAACUUUGCCAGGGCUCAGGACCUGCUGGUGUUUCCUUGUAAAGUUUGUUCCGGUUUGUGUGAUUGUGGAAGCAAAAGUGCCUCGCAGAGAUCAGACCAGCCCAGUGCUGCUGCCGGCUGCGAGCAGUUGGAUGGUGUGGGACCACCGCCAGUGGAACAACCACCUUCAUAGGCGUGGGGGACAAAGAAAUCAAAGCUGGAACUCCCAGCUUCAGGAGGCUCACCUUGCUCUAUGUUCUCCGGGAGGAGCUCGGAUGUGGGAGCACUGCAGCAGGAUGCCAGCAAGCCUUCCUCCUGCACUGCCUUCUUCUUCCUUUUCCUCCUUGCUGUGAGGCUGGGGGGCUGCAGCAGGGUGUCAGACCCCGCUGUGCUCACUGGUUGUGUUCCCUAUUCCCUUUGGCCACAGCAGAGCUGUGGGCUUGAAUUUUUUGACAGAAGUUUUGUGGCAUGGUGAAGGCCCAUAGGAACAAAAAUAAAUUAAUGUAAAAAAGGAAAAAAAAAAAAGAGAGAAGCAGAGGUCAGGGAGCAAAGGGGAGGUUCUGAUGGAGCCAGUGCUGCACAAUGCCAUCCUCUGGCCCUGUGGGAGGGAUGUGGGCUCUGCCUGCAGAGAACAGCUUUCAGUUUUUUAUUUUUACUGUCUGGUCUUUGUAAUACCCCUUUGGAAGCUGGAAAAUAAAGAACUGAAAAAAAAAAAGUUAAAACAAUAAAAACGUGCUUCUCUGCUCCA